Messenger RNA from Penicillium verrucosum, 1278 nucleotides. RefSeq lists its product as uncharacterized. Gene Ontology annotation, biological process: carbohydrate metabolic process. The coding region runs from base 1 to 1278 and encodes 425 amino acids. The transcript has 4 exons. NCBI's taxonomy places the organism in Eukaryota, Fungi, Ascomycota, Eurotiomycetes, Eurotiales, Aspergillaceae. Gene Ontology annotation, cellular component: extracellular region. The record is from RefSeq and is a predicted model, not a curated record. Gene Ontology annotation, molecular function: hydrolase activity, hydrolyzing O-glycosyl compounds; cellulose binding.
AUGAAAACUCUAGCACUCUUAUCUCUGGCCGGCUUGGUCUCUGCCCAAGCUGCUCCGUACGCCCAAUGUGGCGGAAGCGGUUAUUCCGGCUCUACAACAUGUGUCUCUGGCUGGGCUUGCGAAUACCAGAAUGACUGGUUUAGCCAGUGCCUUGCAUCUUCUGGCGGUAGUACCACUACUCUAUUGACAACCACAACUAAAACGACCACUACAACAAAGCCAACCGUCAUCAGUCCUAGCGGGACAGGGUUCCCCACUACAAAUGGACUGGAUUUUGAAAUCGGUGAAAAGAAAAGCUACUUUGCCGGUUCCAAUUCCUACUGGAUUGGCUUCCUCACCAACAAUGACGAUGUGGAUCUUGUGUUCGACCACAUGGAUGAAUCCGGGCUCCGGAUCCUCCGAGUUUGGGGAUUUAACGAUGUCAACACUGUUCCAUCUUCCGGGACUGUUUAUUACCAACUCCUUAAAGAUGGAACUGCCACCAUCAACACUGGCGCAGAUGGCCUACAGCGUCUGGACUAUGUGGUUGCUUCCGCCGAGGCACGGAAUGUGAAACUCAUCAUCAACUUUGUCAACAACUGGUCGGAUUAUGGGGGUAUGGCGGCGUAUGUCACUGCCUUUGGUAGUAGCCAGACAAGUUGGUAUACAAAUACUGCAGCUCAAACGGCCUACCGUGCUUACAUCAAAGCCGUUGUUUCCCGGUAUAUUGACUCGCCUGCCGUCUUUGCAUGGGAGUUGGCCAAUGAGCCUCGCUGCAAAGGCUGUGACACGUCGGUUCUUUACAACUGGAUCCAGUCUACCAGUGCCUAUAUCAAGUCUCUAGACUCAAAGCAUAUGGUUGCCAUUGGUGAUGAGGGCUUCGGACUGGACACUGGGUCUGAUGGCAGCUAUCCCUACAGCUACAACGAGGGUCUGAACUUCACAAUGAAUCUAGGGAUUGAUACCAUCGAUUUUGCUACAUUCCAUCUCUACCCAUCCAGCUGGGGAACCACCAAUGAUUGGGGCAACGGGUGGGUCAAAUCCCACGGAGCUGCCUGUGUAGCAGCUGGCAAGCCCUGUCUCUUUGAAGAGUAUGGUGUCACGUCUGAUCACUGUGCCGUUGAGGCUCCAUGGCAGAAGACGGCGUUGGACACCACCGGCAUUGCAGGUGAUCUCUACUGGCAGUAUGGAGACACGCUGAGUUCGGGGAAAUCUGCCGAUGAUGGAAACACCUUCUACUAUGGAACUAGCGAUUUCACUUGUCUGGUGACGGACCACGUCGCAGCCAUUGACUCCUAG